CUGGCACUCGCGAACGGCACGAGAAGUCCAACUGGACGGUCGGUCGAGAAACAACCGCGAGUCUUCGUUGCGCGCACAUCGCGGAUUGUGGUGCUCUCUCGCGAAAAUUCGUGAUGUGAUGGUCGACGGUUUCGUGCAGCAGCAGCAGCAGAAGCAGAAGCAGGAGCAGACAGCCAAGCGUAUCUAGGUGGCCAUGGUUUUGCGCGUUCCCUGGCCAAGUUAAUCAAAGGAAUCCCGCCGUGUUGUCGGCAGUGUUGUGUUUAUUUUUUAGCUCGAAAGUUCGGUGCAACGGUGACUGCUGACUUGCUAAUUACUUCCACGCAGAAGUGUAAUUGGGGAAGGCCGCAAUUGGGAAAAGUUGAUCUCUGUUUUCCCUUUUCCCAUCAACCCGAGCGAGUGAAUUCACACCAAAGUGCAAGUGCUCUGUCGCUCUCUUUCUCUCUCUGUUGUGUGCGCGUGUGUUUGUAUGUGUGUUGUGCUGGCAGGAUUAGUGUGAGGCAGCAGCAACUUCUUCCCCCCGUCCAGUGCCGCCUGAGCAUCGGGCCACACACGCACGCACACACCGUCAUCUACUCCCAGUGACAGCGGUAGCGGAGGAGCGACAGCAGAGGAGGAAACAAGGGCCAUUCGUUGUCUAAAAAAAAUCUUAACACGACGAACGGGUCAUUAUCCUUCCACUUGCAAGAGAGCAGGAAGAAGAAACCGUGCACAUCUGUCUCUCUACCCCGCCAGGCUGCUCAUUCCAACCAUCCCCCCACUCAUCGUUGUUAAAGUGGAAAGUGAAGUGAUCAUAUAGGGCAGCACCAUACACCCAAUUCCCCUACGGCACCCAGAACGCCCUUCCAGAGUCACCGGAAGCACCAUCCCCGGGAAUAUCGGGAGACGAGUGGACGCGUGUACGAGUGUGAGAGAUAAGGAGGUAGAACACGCAGAAGAAAGGAGUGCAGACACGACAACAGGACGACAAACAAAGAGAGAGAGAGAGGAGAAAACUAGGCCAUUCAUCAUGUUUACGGGUACGCUGCGGUUGAAAGUCUGCGAGGCGAUCGGGCUGCGGCCGACGGACUUUCAGACACGGCACACGAUGACAUUUGGCCGGCUCGGUGAUCAGCUCAUCGAUCCGUACGUGUCGAUAGAUGUCGACGAGAAGUUCAUAGAUCGGUCCACCACAAAGCCACGUACCUUCGAUCCGGUGUGGAACGAGAGCUUCAUACACGAGGUGGAGAACGCGAACGUGCUCGGGAUGACAAUCUUCCACGAAGGGCCGAUCACGGACGUGUUCGUGGCCAACACGACAAUAGCGUUCGAUGAUCUGGUCACCCGCAACGAGUCGGAGCAGCAGGAUUUUUGGGUCGAUCUCGAACCGCAGGGCCGGCUGCACGUGAAGAUCGAUCUCCGAUGGACGCAGGACGCCAACAAUGUAGCCUCGCAGAACUCGUGCCGCCGAGCAGUCGUCAAGGAUCAGCCAUUUUUAAAUCGCCGCCGCGGUGCAAUGAGAAGGCGUGUUCAUCAGGUUAAUGGUCACAAGUUUAUGGCCACAUUCCUGCGCCAACCGACAUUCUGUUCCCACUGUCGCGAAUUCAUAUGGGGAUUAGGCAAACAGGGCUAUCAGUGUCAAGUGUGCACGUGCGUCGUCCACAAGCGGUGCCAUAGUUCGGUCGUAACCAAAUGUCCAAAGAAAAAGGAUGAGCAAACCAAACCGACACCAACGGAGGCAGCCCAGCGGUUCAAUGUAAAUAUGCCACAUAGGUUUUCAGUGCACUCGUUCAAGCGGCUGACGUUCUGUGAUCACUGCGGGUCGCUGCUGUACGGCAUCAUCAGGCAGGGGCUGAAGUGCGAGGUGUGCAGCAUGAACAUCCACCGGCGCUGCGAGGGCAACGUGGCAAACAACUGCGGCAUCAACACCAAGCAGCUGGCGGAGCUGCUGAACGAGAUGGGUAUCACCAUGGAUAAAACACCACCCCGUAGAUCUAAGGUAGGCGAGGUUCGGUGCAUUAAGAUGCAACAUUCCCUGCUAAUGCUCACUUAUUUCUCCUUCAUCUGCAACCAGUACUCUAACCAAACGACUAGUGAUAACCUAUCGAUGUCGGAGCGCUCGGACGAUACGAGCUCGCUGGACACGCUCUCGACCAAGAGUGGUGCGGAGGGCGAGCUGGGAGCCCACGGCGGUGGCGGCGGCGGCGGUGGACGGGGCGGAGCCGGCCACUCCUCCAAGGCGGGCGGGCCGACCAUGGGCAUGCUGGUGAACCUCGGCACCGACGACGACGGCAAUGCGCGGCCGAUGCCGGGCAAGGUGUUCCUGAACGACUUCAACUUCAUCAAGGUGCUGGGCAAGGGCUCGUUCGGCAAGGUGAUGCUGGCGGAGAAGAAGGGCACGGACGAGGUGUACGCGAUCAAGGUGCUGAAGAAGGACGUGAUCCUGCAGGACGACGACGUGGACUGCACGAUGACGGAGAAACGCAUACUGGCGCUGGCCGCCAAGCAUCCGUUCCUGACCGCGCUGCACUCGUGCUUCCAGACGCCCGACCGGCUGUUCUUCGUGAUGGAGUACGUGAACGGGGGCGAUCUGAUGUUCCAGAUCCAGCGGGCCCGCAAGUUCGACGAGCCGCGGGCCGCCUUCUACGCGGCGGAGGUCACGCUCGCGCUGCAGUUCCUGCACCGGAACGGCGUCAUCUAUCGCGAUCUGAAGCUGGACAACAUACUGCUCGACGCGGAGGGCCACUGCAAGCUGGCCGACUUUGGCAUGUGCAAGGAGGGCAUCACCGGGGACAACCUCACGUCGACGUUCUGCGGCACGCCCGACUACAUCGCGCCCGAGAUACUGCAGGAGCUCGAUUACGGCCCGUCGGUCGACUGGUGGGCGCUCGGUGUGCUGAUGUACGAAAUGAUGGCCGGCCAGCCCCCGUUCGAGGCGGACAACGAGGACGACCUGUUCGAGGCGAUCCUGCGCGAUGACGUGCUGUACCCGGUGUGGCUUUCCCGCGAGGCAGUCUCGAUUCUGAAAGGAUUUAUGACCAAAAAUGCGGCCAAGCGGUUAGGCUGCACCGAUGGGGAAAACCAGAUCCGCAGCCAUCCCUUCUUCAAGGAUAUGGACUGGGAGGCGCUGGAGCAGCGCAAAGUUCGACCACCAUUCCGGCCACGAGUGCGAAGUGCGCGCGAUGCACUCAACUUCGACACCGAGUUCACCAAGGAGGAUCCCGUGCUGACGCCGGUACCGAACGAUAUCAUCCGGUGCAUCAAUCAGGACGAGUUUGCCGGCUUUUCCUUCACCAAUCCGGAGUUUGGGCCGGAAAGGAAAAUCGUUUGCUAAGGUAGUGGCGGCGCUGGCCCGCUCGUUGGAACGAUCUCUGUCGUAUGUGUUUAUCUUUGGAAAGCGUAUGUGUUGUGUGUGCGCGCGUGCGUGCGUGUACGGAAACGAGCAAAUGGAAAGCAGUACUGGAAACUACUACUACUACUACUAUUACUACUGUACUACUACUACUACACACAGCAUCGCAGAACGCACCACCACCUGGCUCGUCGCAUCCCCCCUUGCAUUGGGCCGCUGCAUGAGGUUUUUGACUGACCGCCCCAGCCAGCACACACGCAUUACACGCACGUCGGUUUGUUUCUGCAGGUCCAUCGAUCCACACCAACGGCAGUGCCUCUCCGUUAGUUGGUUGUUAUCGUGUCGGCAAAAUGGGAGACAAAACGGUUUGCUUUGGAUAUAUGUGGUGAUGUGCACACACACACACACACAUAUUCGCACCAUUAGCGCAUCUUCCGUGUAUAGUUAAGAAGAUUUACCUUUCGUUGUUCACGCUGCAGUUCUGGGUUUUUAGGUGCAAAACAACACUGAAACAUCCACCCCGGGAGUUUGGAUGGUGAUGGUGCAUCAUCAGGCACAGGGAAAAUACGUCCAAAAUGAAAGGAACAUAGAGAGCAAGAGCGAGAUAGAGAUAUAGAGAGAGAAAGAUAGAGGAAUGGAGAUGCAGAUUCUUGAAAGAAGCAAAACGCGUGUACCUCGGCAGUGGUUACUAUCAUCCGUCGUGUGGAGUGGAGGAUUUAACGUUUAAGAUUGUUAGCGAACCAAGAAUAUGUAAGUGAUGUGUAAGGGUCGGUGGAGUGUUAGCCAGGACAGGUCAGAUAUGAUAUAUCAUUCUAUACGUGUUUUAAAUUAGUAUUAUUAUUAACAUCUUCCCGUUGUGGUUAGGUUGAUGUGUUAGUGAAUUUACGGUGGCAUCGCAUUCGGCAGUGCAAAUGUGAAAUGUGCAAAAGGGGGAAGAGACAGCGCACGAAACGCGGCAGCGGGAGGAACGUUCUAAACGGAACCUUUUCGGGACAUGUGUGUUAUGUGUUGCCACGCGGUCAGACAGCCAUGCUGUGUGUGGAUUCUAAACAGCACAGAGCAUGCUGAAAAUGUUUUACUUCCCUAACCAGCAUUAGCAAGCGUUUCGUUAGCGAUCGAUACCAACAGUUAAGCUUGAUGUUAAUUCUAUCGUUUUGUUUUGUUGUUAUUAUUGUACGAUAAUGCUUAUACAAUCUCUGUCUCUGAGUUUUAUGGUACUGCGACUGCAGCCAGUACACCAGUGCCACUACGUAAUGCAAUCUCAUUGGAAUUGGUACACUACGUGCUAUCGCUAGAGCGAUUGGGCGCAUUAUUGGUAGGUGUUUUUUUGUGUUCCAGUCUAGCAGCAAAUGUAACCGUUUGUUUUGUUGUUAUGUUAGCGCGCAACGUGCUUUUGUUUGCACGAGUUGGUUUUUGUUAGCCCCUAAUUUGUUGUUAACGUUAAUGCACUACGUUUUGGGGUUUGAAAAUUUCCGCCUGAGAUUCGCAUUUACUCUAUCCUUACAGCAGGGGUUCACACCAGCCGUGUGUGUGCGUAUUAUGAAGCGAUAUUUAGUUUGCUGUGGGUUGGCGGGUGUGUAUAGACGCACCGCUAUUCAAAUGCUAGUCAUUAUUAGCCCGUGCUACGUAAGCAAAAAUCAUCCCCGCAAGUGCUAUAGACAAAAUCCUUAUUUAAAUUGCGUUUAUUCCGUAAGUCGUUACUCUGCUAGGGCAUCGUGUUGGUGCGUCAAUCAAUUACUCGUUCUAGAUGGUUUUUAUCGUUACUACUCGUGGUUUUUAUUAGUGUGUAACAUACUGCUACCAAAGAUAACCGGAAGGCGGCUGCCAGCAAGGCAAAACCCAUCGCGUCUCCAUCGCGGUGGUGCCCGAUAAUUGCAACUGCGCUUUAAUUUGUAUCUCGAACGCACGAGGAAACUAAUGUUCCCAAAUCAGAACCCAAACAAAAAUGAAAACUCACUCACAUCACAUGUCCAUGCGCUUGCGGCACUGAGUGGGGUUGUGCGUUCAUUCGAUCGAAGCAAAACAAUAAAGAAAGGAGCCAAUCUCUUAGUUAACGUUAUACUCCUUCAUUUUUUCUGUUGAAACCUGCGGGACGGAGGCGCGUGGUGCGUGGAGAUGGUGUUAGGGAGUGGGGUUUGUGGGUUCGUGCUGGAAUGACCCUUGCCAUAGGUUAGCUAAUUGUUAGUACACUAGAGAAAGGAUAUACGUGUUAUAACUGUGCAAAUCAGGUUGCAAAGUGUUUGCUGUAAAACGUGCAGUAUUCGGUUUUUCUUCUUCUUUUAAACAAACAAAAAACAUAGCACAACUUAUUUAUAGUAAUCUUAAUGUGUAAUGGAUUGAUGUUGACUAGUGAAAGAAUGUUUAUUGUAGACAAGCGCGUGGGGGGGGACAAGCAGUUGGCGAACAAAACCAAAGGCUUUGUUGCAUAUAGCUUGGAACGACCCACACGACCACGACGGUGUGUGUAUGUGUGUGGCUAGGAGACAGGCUGUUUUUACACAGACAGGAUGGUGAUGGGAUGGACGAAGGGAUAGAAGGAGAACAAAAACGGAUUCAUUUGCUUUAUCUCAGCGUUAACCUUUCUUCCAAACAAAACAAACCAUACAGGGUUUCCCACGAUUUAUUGGUUGGUUCCCACGAUUUAUUGGUGCGUUCCCACGAUUUUUUGGUCAUUUCCCAUAAUUUUUUGGUAGCAACCCACGAUUUAUUGGUCGGUUCCCAAAUAUUAUUGGUCGGUUCCCAAAUAUUAUUGGUCGUUUCCCAAAUAUUAUUGGUCGGUUCCCAAAUAUAAUAUAAUAUAAUACCGACCAAUAAUAUUUGGGAAACGACCAAUAAUAUUUGGGAACCGACCAAUAAUAUUUGGGAACCGACCAAUAAAUCGUGGGUUGCUACCAAAAAAUUAUGGGAAAUGACCAAAAAAUCGUGGGAACGCACCAAUAAAUCGUGGGAACCAACCAAUAAAUCGUGGGAAACCCUGUAAUGCAAAACUAAACAAACUUGUGGCAUAUCUCUUUUUUUUUAACUUUAACCCCAAACGAGAACAAGUGUAACAUACAUUAGUAAGGCGUCAUAUACUUCACACACACACGCGCGCGCGCAAGCAUAAAUAGCGUAUAGAAUGUCCUUUGCGUUUUGGUUACAAUUGUGUCAAUCAAAUGUGUAAACAAACAAACAACCGCAACAAGAACAAAACAAAAAGAAAACCAAACAAAGUAUGUAGGGAUGGGCUGCUUCGCCCGUGGCACACAAUAGGGCGCAAUAUGUUUGUAUUUAGUUGUUACUAUCGGUUAAACGUGUUUCGUCGUUUCGUGGUACGGUUUUAUUGUGAUUGUCGCAUGUGUGUAGUACAGCGGCGUCAGGGUGUUGGGAGUUGUCGGAAAGUGAGAGAGAGAGAGAGAAGGAGCGCGCCCAAGCAUAGAUAAAGCGCAUACAAAACAAUACAAACACAAUGUAAUCGUACUAGCUCUCACUGCAGUUGCAAAUAGAAGAGAAGAAGAAGAACUGCGCUUUGAGCUUUGUUAUACGGGUGAGUGAGUGUGUGUGUGUGCCGGUGGGCGUUAGACAUCGGGGCAGAAGAGAAUUGUCCGAACAAGUAAUAGAUCUGUAUGUACUAUAGCAUGUUGGGAAGGAAUCGUUUCUGUCUUGCUUUUUACAGACACACACACAUACAUACAUACACGCACACACUUCCACAUAUUUGUUUUUGUUCAGUCCUUUCUUACUGAUGCAAGUGAUAGCGAGGGAAAAAAGCCGUACUCAUGAACGCCGGGCGGGCACACACGAGUCAUGAGAAUGAAUCACAAACCAAACCCUCAAGCACUUGAGAUAGGCAAACUGGGCAAAUGUUAUAAGUAAAAUAAAAGAUGCAAAAAAAUCCGUCUGAUAAUAUUAAAAAAAAAAAACACACACACACACACAUAAGAUAGGAGAUUUAUAAAGCAAACAAACCAACACUCACACACACAUAAACUAGGAGCAUUAAUGUAAAGCACCUGAGGACAUCAACAGAUAGGGAGGGCUCGAUGGAGCGCGGGAAAACACUAGAUGGAGCGAGCGUGUAGUGUAUGCUUUACUGGACAAAAUAGAAUAACAUACACACUCAAAGCAAAUAGCAUUGUACGGCAUCAUCCGUACGCAGUUGUGCAGUGCGUGCUGGAGUUGUGUUGAGUAUUUAGUGAAAUAUUGUAGCAUUUUUUGGCAAACAAAAACAAAAUAUAGCUCCCCGCGCGACGGAAAUGCGAACGACACUUAACGCCUUCAUUAUGAUCGUUGUGUUUUUUGUUUUUUUUUUCUAAUUUUUUCUUAAACAGAGUGAAGUGCUGUACAAAAUAAACCUUCGCUUGAACUCAGCCACACGUUUCGUUAUCGAUUCGGUGAUGAUCAGUAUGGACAAUUGUAGAUUUCACAUGUUAGAUUUCUGUAACACUGUGGGUCCUUUUCAUUCAAACAGCUCGAUCCCGAAAGGAACGCACCCGCUCUCUCUCUCUCUCUCACUGCAGUGUAACAAAGGAUUGUAGAAUUAAUGUUGGUGUAUGUGUUUUAAACAAACAAAAAAAAAGAAGAAAAAGAAGGAAAACCACACAUAGCCACUGCUGUAGAUGGCAGUGAAGCUCGGAGGAAACCAUAAACACAGAAUUCAAUUGGCAUUGAGAGAACGUGGCAGAUGGAGAGGGGAUCCGUGUAAGUAAGUUACAUAUUAGGUAGAUUAAAACACUCCAAAAUAUUCCGCAACAAUGCCAUAACUGUCCCGAGACCGAGACCGGUCGGUGUGGCCAAUGCAACCGAGAAAGAAACAAGAGAAACACACACCCACACCCACACACACACACACACACACACACACGCACACACACACAACAAUUCUAAAAUCGAAUCGUGUAACUGCUGUAAUGAUCGGAAACAGAAAAUGUAAGAAAACCCACAUUAAAUAGAGAAAGAAACAAAAAAAAA
Molecule: messenger RNA, 8278 nt
Organism: Anopheles gambiae (African malaria mosquito)
Lineage: Eukaryota; Metazoa; Arthropoda; Insecta; Diptera; Culicidae
Gene: Pkc98E
Product: protein kinase C
Exons: 11
Coding region: 1007-3310 (767 amino acids)
Biological process (GO): protein phosphorylation
Molecular function (GO): diacylglycerol-dependent serine/threonine kinase activity; ATP binding
Source: RefSeq, a predicted model, not a curated record